This is a messenger RNA of Dacryopinax primogenitus, 1754 nucleotides long. RefSeq lists its product as uncharacterized. The record is from RefSeq and is a predicted model, not a curated record. The coding region runs from base 33 to 1301 and encodes 422 amino acids. The transcript is spliced from 6 exons. NCBI's taxonomy places the organism in Eukaryota, Fungi, Basidiomycota, Dacrymycetes, Dacrymycetales, Dacrymycetaceae.
CUUCAGGCGGCCACCCGGGGGUGCGCUACAAUAUGCGCACCGAGCUCAUUUUCCACGGCACUGGCGCCUCUUCUUGCCUUCCUAAUAUCUCUUGUCUCACCCUACCCCCUGAGGAAUACGAUGAUGACGAAGAAGGGAGGUGCGAGGCCUGCCAUCAGGGAGCGAACCCGUGGGACCAUGCGGAGCCGAAGGAGGCGCUGAAGAACAGAAGACGGAAUACUGGCGCUGUACUUCGUGUUACGCAGGACGAUGGGUCGCAGGUGACCAUUGUCAUAGAUGCUGGAAAGUCAUUCGUCGCUGCGGCAUUAGAAUGGUUCCCGAAGCAUGGUUUGCGGAAGAUAGAUGCUGUUGUACUUUCCCACGCUCAUGCUGAUGCGAUGAACGGCUUAGACGACCUGCGAUGCUGGACAUUGGAUGGAACCAUGCAAGAUCAUGUCGAUAUCUACCUUUCCCAGAAGACGUUCGAUGAAGUCGAGCGAACAUUUCCGUAUCUCGUGAACAAGGGCAUGGCGACUGGUGGGGGUUCUGUGCCGGAAUUCCAGUGGAAUAUUAUUUCCGAGUUCGUAGAGUUCGACGUUCAAGGUGUGAACAUCACGCCGCUCCCAGUUCAUCACGGCCGGUACUUCAGCCCUGUCAUAGAAAACCCAUUCCCGAUGACUCCACCCCUUUCACCCCCUUUAUCCCGGAGUUCCAGUACUCAAACGUUCCCAUUUCCGUCCCAAGCUCUCUCAUCUUCCCCGACGCCGCCUGUCGUGUUCACCUCCGGCUACUUUCCCCGUUCUCGACCACCGUCACCUGUGAUACCCCAACCCUAUAUCGCAUUCGCCUUCCUGCUCCCCAACAUCCUAUACAUAUCCGACGUUUCCCUUAUUCCCCCAUCUCUAUUCAGCCACCUGGCGUCUCUUCCAGAGGAGACAAAGCCACGUGUGAGCGUACUCGACUGCCUCAGACCGGAGAACCACACGAGCCAUUUCGGGAUUACCGAGGCUGUACGGGCUGCCCACGAACUUGGAACGGAGAAGAACUACCUGACUGGGUUCAUGUGCGGCGGCCAAGGCAAAUGGAUCAGUCACAGGGGAUGGUUGAGGGUGUGCGAGCGCGUGUCGGACGAGAAAGAGCUGGAGGACUUUACGGAGUGGACAGGCAGCGAAGGCGAGAGAAGACGGUGCGAGAGAGCGAUCGAGAUGGGAAGAAAGGGCAUCGAGGAAGGAAAGGAAAGAGCAUGGAUCCGACCGGCAUUUGAUGGGAUGAGAGUCGUGAUUGAUGAACACGGCAGGGUCUCUGACGGGACGUACGACUAGACUGGGGGGGAGCAACAAAAUGAAGGAAAUUUGUAGCAUUAUAUUUUUUAGAAUACCCGGGGAAUCAAAGAGACCUAGAAACGGGCCUUCAUCGUUCAGACCGUCUGAGCUGCAUUCGACUUUCGAUUUAGACCAAGCACCAAUAGUGGUCGAACCCGAGCCUCUGUGGGCGCAGGUCCGGAGGAAUAGCGGAUUUUCCUCAACCUCCACCCGUUUCCCUCACCGAAAGUCGGGCCAGGGCCCGGAAUCCGUAGAGGACCGAGGCUAGCCAUCAGAGCCGACCCUGUCUUUGGUGGCUGCGACCUGUUGAGCCUAGAACACGGCUUUGGAAAGCAAUGGGUUGCAGCACCGGACUUGUUGCACCUGGACCCGGCGAACCAUGUUGCCCCAUCGACUUCGUCUCUGGAAGUAACGUCAUCAGCAUCCCCAAAGAAACAGCAACGAACGACGGAG